Dalotia coriaria is the source of this 3238-nucleotide messenger RNA. It is a transcript of the gene Nbr, whose product is annotated as exonuclease mut-7 homolog. Gene Ontology annotation, biological process: nucleobase-containing compound metabolic process. The transcript is spliced from 9 exons. Gene Ontology annotation, molecular function: nucleic acid binding; 3'-5' exonuclease activity. The record is from RefSeq and is a predicted model, not a curated record. Bases 196 to 2868 code for a protein of 890 amino acids. Lineage: Eukaryota; Metazoa; Arthropoda; Insecta; Coleoptera; Staphylinidae.
AUGGAAAUGUCAAGUUAUGUCUCAGUUAAACAGGUCGAGCUCAUCGCAUUGUGUUUUUGUUUCGUUACGCCUUUUAAUUUAGAUGUUGUGUGAAAUAUUAUAAUUAUUCCUGCACCACUAACUGACCAUGUUAUAUUGAGUUAUCUAUUAAUAAGUGGUGCAAAUUGGGAUUACAACUCUAAAUACGUGUUCACUAUGAAUUAUAAUCGCGGUCGUGGAAGAGGUAGGGGAAAGCCUAGGUAUACCCAACAAUAUGCAGCUGGUCACCAAAGUGGGCCUAGUCCAAGUACAAUUCCUAUACCAAUCAACAAAAAUUUAAGUGUUAUUACUGUAGACUUAGAACUUGAUGAAGCUGGUUCACAAUGGAUGUCUCAACUGAGGUCAAACUGGAAUUAUAUUAAAAACAGUCCCAUUGUUGUAAAUAUGGUACUAAGGAAGUUUGAGCAGGCGGCUAAUCCAUAUGAAGAGACAUUACGAAUUGUUUACAACUGUCCAGAUUUUAAAUAUGCGAAGCAGAAGUCUCUGGCAAUUUUUGUGAUUGACGAAUUUAAGAAGUGGUGUCAAAGAGUUCGGAGUGAAAUUAUCCAUCUUCUCACUGGAGAUGUAAAACUUUCCGCUUUCAAUGUGGUGAGGCAACAGAACAACUUUUCCAUGAUGAAGUUGGUUGCUGAGGUGUAUGAAAUGCUGGAGGACUGUGAUAUAUUUUUUGAUAUUAUUCAGUGUAUGAUUCAGCAAAAACAGUACAAAGAGGCUUGUCAAAGUGUAGCCUUGUUGGGUUUACACAAAAAGUUUGGAAUUAAUGAAUUUCUUGUACCAUUGGUGCUUCAAGACAAAACUGCUGUAGUUGAAGAUUUCCUAGCUGAUAGCAUCGAACAUCAAACGGAAUUAGUUAGUUUUCUCGAUUCAAAGCUAGGAAAAAAUACUUCUGUGCGAAUGGCGUGGGAUUCAUACAUUCAUGAACAUAAAAUACCUGAAAUAAAAUAUGAUAAAAUACACACUAAGCCGUUUAGGAAAUUCAUAACGAGGUACAAAAAGAUGUACAAUCUACUUGACGAAGUAACCCCGAAUUUAAUCAAGAAACAAAAUGAAGGCGCCCUGCAAUUCCUGCUUCAACGCCGGUACGUGAAAAACGCCAUCGGUGAUGAAAGUUUCAAGGAGAUGGUGCACGAAGCAGUACAAAAUGAUAAAUAUUUACAAUUAGAAUUGGUGCUUCUUGCCGCGCAAUACGGUGAUACUGAGACGGCGUUGCAUUUUGCUCUCUUGUAUGGCAUACCGAAGCAUGACUGGCCGUACAACGUGCGAAUGUAUGUUGAUAAUCCGAAUAAUGAAAGGCAUCAACAGCAACAACCAGCCAAUCUAUUUGAAGAAGAAAAUUGGGAUGAACCAGUGCAACAGGUCGAUUAUUACAAGCUGAAUUUACCUAUUGGGAACAUAUGCUUAGUGGAUUGUCAUACAGAGUUUAACAACUUUUUGGAAAAUAAUUUGAAGCAUGCACAUAUUGUGGGGAUUGACUGUGAGUGGAAACCGAGUUUCGGCUCGCAAAAAAACGAAUUGGCAUUAAUGCAAAUUGCGACGCGUGAUGAGGUAUUUAUACUGGAUGUCAUUCAACUCGGUUCGGGUGCCGGAGCGGCACAAUUAUGGGAGAAUCUUGGACGCUACUGCUUCAAUAACUGUGAUAUAUUAAAAUUAGGUUUUGGCCUGACUAGCGACAUGUCGAUGAUAGGCCAGUCCCUGCCACACACGAACAUUAAUCAAAAAAUUGGAUUCUUGGAUCUACUGAACAUUUGGCGGCAAAUGGAGAAGCAGAACAUCAAGUUACCAUUCGAAGUACAAAGCGGUGGACCCAGCCUGAGUACGUUGGUGCAGCAGUGUUUCGGCGCGCCGUUAAACAAAGCUGAUCAGUUCUCGAACUGGGAAAAACGGCCACUACGAGACUCCCAACUGGUGUACGCUGCACUGGACGCGUACUGUUUGAUUGAGAUCUACGACGUGCUUAAGCAGUGCUGUGAGAACACGACAUUUAAUUUCGACGAAGCUUGUUAUCAUUUAAUGACAUCAUCGAACUCAUCGUUGAAGAAAUCCAAGAAAGGAUUAAAUAAAAAGAAGACUGUAAAGCCUGUGUUGAAACAACCACCCAAUACAGAUUUUCCUGUGGUUGAUGCAAGUGACAUUACUUUUGUUUGUGAUACAAUGCUGCAAGGACUAGGAAAACUGCUACGUAAAUGCGGGAUCAGCACAAAAAUAUUGGACAAUACAGAUGAUCAUAUGACAUGUUUGAAGAUUUAUCAAGAUGAGGGCAGAUACAUUUUAACUAGAGGACAAACUUUUUCAAAUUUUUAUGGUAGUGUGCCGAAGGGACAUUGCUUUAAUGUUAUCUAUGACGAUUUGGAAGAUGCGCUGAAAAGCGUAUUGGAAUAUUACAAGAUCACCGUUCGGAAAGAACACGUCUUUUCGAUUUGUCAAGCUUGCAAUAGCAACAGUUUUCUAAAACUGUCCAAAUCGACAAUGCAAACAUUGGUAAGAAACGACAAGUUUAAAAUGCAGAAUCCAAUACCAGCUGGGUUGGAAGAGGACGAUGAAGCUACAGGUUUUUCCAGUGAGGAGGAGGUGGAUGACGAUUUUUAUAUGACUGCCAAGUUGCCAGAUCCGCCAAUUUCUCGCAAAUGGGAUCUGUGUUCUGAUGAACCUGUAGAUGUUGGACUGUGCAGAUUACGGAAUGGCGUGAAAAUUAACGUUCAAGCAGUGCCGGACGGUGUGCUGGAAAAGCAGGACAUGUACUACGUCUGUGAGAUGUGUGGUAAAGUAUAUUGGGACGGCACCCAUUUUGAACGGGCUUUGGCUGGCAAACUGCAGGAAGUAGUUUUGUAAGUAACUAGCUAUUAUUGGAAACGAUCAUCUUGACAACUUAAUCAUUGCUUUCAUAAAAAAUUAUUACAAACAUUUCGAGUAACUGAUAACACGCAAUUAAUAUUUUGCUUAAAAAUAUGAUUAAAUUUGUUAUAAUUGAGAAUUAGUCCUGACGACAUUAACAUUUUUUCAUUACGGUUUUAUUAUUUUAUUUAUUACAUGAUAAGAAGUGCAAUAAUAUCGUUAGGUAUUUUUUCUCGUUUAAGAAUUGCUUUAUAUAUUUAUUUGAACUCUAAAAAUAUCAAAUUUAUAAAGCUAUUCGUAUUUAAGAAUAUGUAUAUUAUUUUCAUUUUUGUAUUAAUUGACAAUAUAAAUGGUAUAGUAAAUUUUA